Molecule: messenger RNA, 3537 nt
Organism: Conger conger (European conger)
Lineage: Eukaryota; Metazoa; Chordata; Actinopteri; Anguilliformes; Congridae
Exons: 9
Coding region: 192-2216 (674 amino acids)
Source: RefSeq, a predicted model, not a curated record
GACGUCUGUGUAAAGAAAAAGCGAUUUUUAUACAUUGAAACACCUCCGUUAUUUUCUAUAAAACUAUUAAUGGUAACGUUAUUCUGGAAAUUCAGCGCUGAUCCGUUUCAAGUUAGAUUACCAGGACUCUCCACUACCAGUGUCUCGAGUCUGUGGGGAAGGGGAGAGCCGGACCAGGGGGCAAGCUUGAGAUGGACAUCCACCUGUCUGUGAGCUUCCUGCGGGCGCAGCUGGGCGGAGCCAUCGAGGAGGCUGUGCGCACCGCCGUGGAGACGGUUCUGUGCGAGACCGUCCGGCUGCUGGGCGGUCAGAUCGGGGAGCUCCAGGGGGCCGGCCCCGAGAAGAGCCAGGACAUCCCUAGCCUGAAGCUGCGUUUGGAGGCCAGCGGGGGCGACUGGAGGGUGCACCCGGGGAUCGGCGAGACGGACGCGGGGCUGAAUAAGAGGACCGUUAGGAGCUCGCUAAGCCGGAAUGGCGGCGGCUCUCAGAAGCUUCUCAAUAACGGCGAGAUGGCUGAGCCCCCUUUGCUGGUGGAGCAGGGCGACUGCGGGUCCUUUCCCGACCCAUUCGACAUGGUCUCAGGGGGGCCAAGUGUAGAGGACUUUGAAGAAAGCCCGGACAUGGGGCUGCAGACAGACUGGGAGCUGAUGAACAGGGUUUACAAAGCGGAACACAGCGAGGGCAUUUCCCUCAUAGACGAGGGCGGGACUGCACACUACGCUGAUGAGUACCUGCUGCAUGGGCGGGACCUGCGCAUCAUCACCGUGCCGCAGGAGGAGAUGUCCGAGCUGGACGCCGGCGAGCCCGACGACCACCUCCCCCAGUUCAGCCCCACCGACGUGAAGAAGGAGCUCCCCGAAGCGCAGGCAUUCUCCAUGGCCGAGGACGCCCCGGUCGUCCCACUCUCCUACGAGCCCCCGGGCGGGGACGCGGGCGAGGCCGGAGGCCCCCAGGUGGAGUUUGGGCCCAAGGACUACGUGGAGGAGCUGAGGCUGUGGCUGGAGAGGCUGUGCCCGGAGGUGAUCCGGGAGUACGAGCGCGACGGCUGCCUGUGCGAGCUCUCCCGCCGCAAGCUCAUCAAGUUUGCCGUGUCCUUCAUCAUGGAGGAGUUCGGAUUCUAUCCCACGUCUGCCCAGAAGACCAUGCUGGCCGAACACAUCGUCAAGCUGUUCCCUGCCCUCCGACUGUGUGUGCCUUCGGCUGGGAUCGACGGCAUUGAGCACCUGUACGACCCCAUGUCCCGGACGGGCUACAUCGAGACGCGGCUGCGGAACUUCCGCCGGACGCUGGAGGCCGACAAGAAGAAGUACGUGCUGAAGCGCCGGAGGGCGGAGCUGGGCGUGGCCGAGCCCAAGGGCCGGGGGGGGCCGGGGGAGGGGCAAAGGGCCGAGGAGACGCGCAAGUGGGUGGCGCUGAUGAAGAAGACCCGCCCCCUCAGCAAGAACCUGCCCACCAUCCGCACCGGCAUGGAGCGCACCUUCGCUGCCCGCAGGAAGUGGAUGAGCAGCAAGCGGCCCGGCGUCAACGCCGUGCUCGCAGAGUACCCCCGCUUCCUGGACGUGCCCUCCACGAUCGACCUGGAGUUUGAGAAGAUGUUCCCGGGGAAGGGGGACGCCUUCCUGACCCAGUGGUCGUCGUGCGUGCUGCCGAAGGUGCGCCAAAUCGCAGAGCGGGAGAAACAUCCGGAAAUCGCUACGCUGCUGCAGCAGGCCGGCUCCCAGCAGGAGGACGCGUGUACCUUGACCAUGCUGAAGGUGCUGAUCCACUUACUGCCUCCCACCAACACUGGCCGAGCCUCCCUGCCCACCAAGUGCAGCAUCAAACACGCUAUCCGCUACCUAGUCGAUAUUGUCCCAUUGGACACCAAGGUGUCGUCGCUCUUCUGUGACCCAGGGCCCGCGGAGGGCCCCACCCCGAGGGACCAGGCCAAGCCCUACAUCCUGAGCAUGGGGCCCCUGGACACGCCCGGCCGGCAGCUGUACAUCCUGGCCCCCGCCGAGCGCGUGGCCCUGCCCCUGCUGGAGGGCAGCCUGAUCGCCGCCUUGGACAAGCUCUUCAAGUUCCUGCGUGUCUUCAGCCUGGGCUACCCCAUGCAGCUCAGCUCGCUCUACGGCUUCCUGGAGCACCUGUACGGGCUCGAGAAGCCCCACAGCGCCCCCGGGGGCAAGAGGUCCAAAGUGCUGGAACUGGUGUCGCGGAUACACACGCUCUCCUGACAGAACGCCCGCUCGCGUGACUCAAUCCCACCCUCCUGACCCCUCCCCUUCUUGUCGCAUAUCUUUGCCUUGUCCUUCCGGAUCAUGUUACUGGAGGAUGUUUUUUAACAUUAAGUGUAUUGUAGGCACUUGAAAACAAUGACUUAAUAUAUUCUGCAAGGUUUUCUGUCAAGUGUAAUGCAGUAAGCUGCAGAGUUUUCUGCCGUUUGCUAGCAUGAAUAGGCCUUUAGAAUACCUUUAAGUGAAACCCUGGUUUUUUUUUUUUGGUUUUUUUUUUUUUAAAUGAGCCUGGUUAUUUUAAAUGGUACAGAAAUGGUUGGGUUUGGUCAUUUAGUAACUGAAAGUCAGUUUUGUGAUGCUCUGGGGUGUUAGGCCUUGCCUUUGUUCAUCGUUUGAUCCUGUAUGUUGAAGUAAGACGUCACUGAACAAUGGUAUUUCAGAUGCUUCAAGUAAUGGCUCAGAGCCAUUUAUUUAUGAAACUUCCGUGGAACAGCAGGGACACUAUGCACAAAAUAGCAAAACCAAACAAUAGCACUAUAUGGAAUCCAUAUACAAACAAUGUAUUUACUUAGUUGUUUUUUAAAGAAUCAAAAUGCGCCAAUUCAUCAAACUUGAAUGGACAUAUUUUAUUUUGGUUUUAUUUCACUUCAAGAACUUGCAAUUAUUUUUUACUAACAACGUUACAUUACUGACAAGAUCAAGUAAAAUAUAAUGCCACUUAUAUUUCAUAAUUUGGCAAAGUAGCCAUGAAAACUAAAGUGUUCAUUAUUUUUAAAUAUAACAAUCAGUGGUUAACAUAUUACUUGCAACUGUAGCAAGCACACUUUUGUUUACUAGUUUUGGUACCGUUAUAUAUUUAUUGAACUGGCAUUGUUAUUUGGUUUUGUGAAUGUCUACUCCAGUUGUUCUACCUGCUGUUUUAUAAUGAAGUACAAUAUAAUAUUCUAUUUGUUUAUUAAUCAUUGGCAAAGUAUAAUAGAGUUACUGUCAAUAUGUUAAACAAAAACAAACAAAAAAAACGGAUAAAUACGCAUUUAGUUGUGUAGCUAUGAUAAAUUACUGUUACUUCAAAUUAUAUUAGUCAUAUUUAGUUUUUGUUUAUGGUCGUAAGUGACUAAAUUCUGAUGGGAACCCUUGAAUACACAUUUCUAAAUAAGGCAGAAGUUCUGUGUAUGAACAGGUACUAAAGAGUUUAACCAUUGUAGAGGAACCUUUUGUGGAUUUGGAUUUGUCUAGAUAUGAAUUCCAUUGUAUUUAUCUAUGGAUGGUUUUGUUUUUAUAAAUGGAAAAAAAAACUCAAUAAAAUGGGGAAUACUGUUCA